Molecule: messenger RNA, 873 nt
Organism: Phytomonas sp. Hart1
Lineage: Eukaryota; Euglenozoa; Kinetoplastea; Trypanosomatida; Trypanosomatidae
Source: the annotation of a GenBank genome assembly
AUGGACGGGAUCCCCCCGGAGUACGACGAAACCACCAAAGAGCGCAUCUACCGUCAGGAAUGGCUCGAGUACUUUCACUUUAUCGGCUGGGAGGCGGCCCGGACGAACUACCCGGCGGAGUACUACGCCCUCCACCCCUUGCGAGGGGCGAAAGGUGCGGCCCUGCCCACAAACGCCCUGGCGGUUCUGAACCCGGGCGGGGGGUCCAUUUUCUUCCCCUCAGGCCCCGAGGCGAUCGCGGAGGCGGGGCUGGCGAUGCCGCCGGCGGAGGGCCCCGUCGCCACGACCUCGAUCGAAGAGGCCAAACUCUUCAUCGACGACGGCGAACUGAGCCGUUCGAGCGGGGAGGACGAGGGAAGCAGCUGGUUUUCCUCCUCCAGCUCCUCCUCCUACGCCUCCUCGGUGAACCCGGACGGCGCGACCGCGGAGCCCAGGGCGAAGGAGCCGACGCGCAAACGAAAGAGCGCGCGGGAGGCCGAGCUGAGGGAAAGCCGACAUCGGCCGCACAAGAGCCGGCAUCGCCACCGCAGCCGCGAGCGGGGCGACGAGGGCGGGAAGAAAGGCCGCCGCCGAGAGGAGGAGCGGGGCGAUUCGCAUCACCACCGCCGACAUCGCUCGCCAAGCCGGCAUGGCAGUCAACACCAUUCAAAGGAGGACCGCCGGCGCGAUAAGGGUCGGCGCGAACGGAAGGAGUCCCGCCAUGAGCCGCGUUCGCAUCGGACGCGCCGCGGCUCGCACGAGGACCACACCGCGGUGAAAUCCCGACGCGAAACCGAAAAGCGGGGCCGGGGCGAGGAUGAGCGCGCAAAGGCCUAUGAUGAUCGACGGCAAGACGCGAUACGGCGAAAGCGCGAGACGUCGCGCCGAAAAUAG